UCUAUGCAUCUAGCAUAGUAUAGCGCCCACAGAGGCCCCCACACGUCUCGGCGAAUCCAGCAAGGCCAGGAACAGCAAUCCUUGCGCAAGCACAUUCGCUUUAUCCGACACAUUCGGCACAUAACCUUUCGAUUCGACAAUGCUGUCGCGCUGCCUGGGCAUGGCCGGCACCACCCUUGGUGGUAGCCUGGCGUCUGGCGCGCAGUCUGCGGUCAGCGGCAUGUUCCGCGCCUCUGGUCGUCGAGCCACCAGUCUCCAGGUGCUCGCCUGGCAGCUGCCCAACCUGUUUGCUGGCGACCAGCAGGCUCGCAACGCCGCAUCCAUCAAGGCCAAGAUGGCGGAGGCCAACAAGGCGCUGGAGAGCGACAAGAUGCUGUGCUACCAGUGCGAGCAGACCAAGAGCGGUACUGGCUGCACUGAGAUCGGCGUGUGCGGCAAGACCCCCGAGGUCGCUGGGCUGCAGGACCUGCUAGUGUACUCCGUCAAGGGCCUGGCCUCCCUGGCCCACAUCGCUCGCAACUCUCCCGCCAAAAUCGAGGACCCGGCCGUCAACACCUUCAUCAACGGCGCCAUCUUCUCCACCCUGACCAACGUCAACUUUGCCGAUGACCGCUUCCUGGAGUUUGUGUCUGAGGCCCGUGCCCACCACGCCCGCCUGUCCGCCAAGAUGGCUGCGGCCGGCGUGCAGGUGCCCGCCUCCGCCACCGAGCAGCAGGUGUGGUUCGGCUCCAUGCCGCACCCGCUGCUGUGGAACUCCCAGGCUGCGGCGCUGGGCGGCGUGGGCGACAUGCUCGAAGUCGCUGCAAAGACCGGCAUCGCCGAGCGCCAGAAGGUGCUGGGCGAGACUCUGGCGGGUCUGCAGGAGCUGCUGGUGUACGGCCUGAAGGGUGUGUGCGCAUAUGCCCACCACGCGGAGGCCCUGGGUUUCACCGACCCCACCGUGUACGCUGAGAUCCAGGGGGCGCUGCACUUCCUGAACACGCCCGGCGCCAAGGACGUGGGCCAGGUUCUGGACGCCUGCUUCAAGUGCGGCGCGACCAACUUCAAGGUCAUGGAGAUGCUGAGCAACGCACACACCGACACCUUCGGCCACCCCGUGCCCACGCCCGUCACGCUCAACCCCGUGCCCGGCAAGGCCAUCCUGGUGACCGGCCACGACAUGCACGACCUGCACAUGCUGCUGGAGCAGACGGCGGGCAAGGGCAUCAACGUGUACACGCACGGCGAGAUGCUGCCGGCGCACGGCUACCCCGGCCUGAAGAAGUACCCGCACCUGGUCGGCCACUUCGGCGGCGCCUGGUACCGCCAGAAGAUUGACUUUGCCGAGUUCCCCGGCGCCGUGGCGGUGACCACCAACUGCGUGCUGGACCCGCUCCAGGUGUACAAGCAGAACAUCUUCACCAUCAACGAGACCGGCCUGUCGGGCGUGCCGCACAUCCGCCCCGACGCCAACGGGCACAAGGACUUCACGCCCAUCAUCAACCGCGCACUGCAGCUGCCCGGCUUCACGCCUGAGUUGAUUGAGAAGCGGCCCAAGAAGAAGGAUGUCACGGUGGGCUUUGGCCACAAGGCGGUUCUGAGCGUGGCUCCCCAGGUGAUUCAGGCUAUUCAGGAGAAGCGGCUGGAGCACAUCUUCCUGGUGGGCGGCUGCGACGGCUCGGAGCCGCAGCGCAAGUACUACAGCAAGCUGUACCAGUACAUGCCCACCAACACCAUGGUGCUCACCCUGGGCUGCGGCAAGUUCCGCAUCUUCGACCAGGACUUCGGCACGCUGCCGGGCACCGACCUGCCGCGCCUGCUGGACAUGGGCCAAUGCAACGACUCGUACAGUGCGCUGGUGGUGGCGACUGAGCUGGCCAAGGUGUUCAAGACGGACGUGAACUCGCUGCCGCUGUCGCUGGACCUGUCCUGGUUUGAGCAGAAGGCCGUGGCGGUGCUGCUGACGCUGCUGCACCUGGGCGUGCGCAACAUCCGCCUGGGGCCCCGCCUGCCCGCCUUCCUGACGCCCGAGGCGGUGGGCGUGCUGGUGGACAGGUUCAACCUGAUCCCCGCCAACGUGGCUGACCCCGGCGCGGACAUGAAGAUGAUGAUGAAGAACAAGUAAACCGCAUGACGUGCGGCACACGCGUCAGUAGAAUUUUGCAGGCUAACCAGCCAUGGUUGCCACAGGGCUUAGCAACAAAUGUAUACAUUGCGCCUCGUUAAACUUGACGCGAUCCAUGCACGGGCAAUUGCACCAGCAGCACUGCAUUUAUCUUGAGCCGGUGUAUGGAAUGGAUGUAAACCCGCAGCGCAUUUCAUCCCCCGGCAAGCAAUUAUUCUUAUGUGGUGUGAGCCCUGCAGUGCACAGCCGUACAUACGUGACUCCUGUUGCCUGCUGUUGUUGCCAGGAUUGUGGUCAGGUUGCGGUACUCAUGUGGUAUGUGCGGGCGCCGUGGGAGGGCACCUUCCAAUGUAUUGUUGGUGGCACGGUAAUAGCAGUACGGUAUGUUAAUGCAAACGAAAUGACCUGAUACACACAAAUGUUGCUUAUUCGAGAACGGGUGAGAUGUGCCGAACCUCUGAGUAAGUUGCAAGGGCUGACACCGUGGGCUGACACCCACGCCUAAGUCCGGCACGAUGUCAUGCGUGCACCUGCCAAUCAGGCAGCUUAAGAAAACGGUGCCAGCUUUGUAACAGCGGAAACUUGUUGUAAAUCGCGCCAGGGCUUGCAUCUCCCAGGGGUAGGCCGCAGUGUGUGUAUGUGCACAUACACACGCACGCGUGGGGCACCCUAGCUUCAGGGCUGUUCGGCCCAGAGCACGCUCAACAGACACAGCUUAGCACUGCCUGCAUACCGGGCCGGAGAUGAUUCCCUCCUGACCUGGGUGCUGGGCACCCUUGCUUGGUCGGACUGUCCCUUCUUGUAAUGUCGCAUUCAUACCGUACUGCUCCACGGACUAGUCCACGCACCGACCAUCGAUCGCGCCUUGCGUGCAUGCCGCGAGGACGACGCUCCGUAUACUGAACGGGCUUGCUGGACAGGCCAAGGCGUGUGUGCGCCUCUAUGGGUGCUAGACUAUGCUAGACGCAUAGACGAGAUUAAGUCUGUGCGCGGCGCAGAGCGCUCUAGUAUGCCGGCGAAUGGCAUACGGUGACUAAGGCCCCCUUGCCUUCCAAGGGGCCCUUGUGUCCAGGUUGGCACGAUUGUACCGGCUCGACCGUGAGGCGAAUGCGUAGUUGGGAUA
Molecule: messenger RNA, 3227 nt
Organism: Chlamydomonas reinhardtii
Lineage: Eukaryota; Viridiplantae; Chlorophyta; Chlorophyceae; Chlamydomonadales; Chlamydomonadaceae
Exons: 8
Coding region: 140-2104 (654 amino acids)
Biological process (GO): response to hydrogen peroxide
Cellular component (GO): cytoplasm
Molecular function (GO): iron-sulfur cluster binding; peroxidase activity; hydroxylamine reductase activity
Source: RefSeq, a predicted model, not a curated record